GCCACGCAUCUCAUGGCAUUGCCAUGUGGAAGAUAGCUUAAUUCUGCAAAUUUUUCCCUGUGGCCUGCCCAAUGUCUGAGGACAGUGAUCCAAAGCACUACCUGUACUCAUCCCUGGACGGGCCUGAACGGACCCGGGAAAGGGUCGGCUUCCAGGUGGAGGAAGAGGAGGGUUCUCCCUGUGGCUCCAUUAGCCAACUUCACCGCAUGGCCAGCAGUUACAGCAAGAGUUGUGGUGGGCGGGAUGGGGUCGAGCUUGAACCAGAGUUGGGACUGGCUUCCGAGGGAAGCGACAGCAGCCAUGAACACCCUGCCUCGCCGGGCUCCCCGCACGAAGACAGGAAGCGGCCACGCCCACCCAUGCACGAGGAUGUAGAGAUGGGCGGCAGCGGCUCGAGUGGCAGCGGGACAGAAUCUCAUGGUAAUGAGUCGCAUGGCAACGAGUCCCAUGGCAAUGAAUCUGUGGGCAGCUCCAAUGGCAAUGGCAAGGACUCGGCUCUCCUGGAGUCUUCAGGGAGCAACAAAAGCUCAAACUCUCACAGCCCGUCGCCACCGAGCAGCUCCAAUGCCUUCAGUCUGGUGAGCUCCGAGCAGGACAACCCAUCAACCAGCGGCUGCAGCAGCGAACAGUCAGCCAAAGCGAAGACUCAGAAGGAGCUCUUCAAGACCCUGAAGGAGCUGAAGAUGCACCUGCCGUCAGAGAAAAGGAGCAAGGGGAAGUCCAGCACCGUCAACACGCUCAAAUAUGCACUGCGAUGUGUCAAGCAGGUGAAAGCCAACGAGGAAUACUACCAGAUGCUGAUGAUCAAUGACAGUCAGCCACCAGGGUUUGAUGUAUCAUCCUACACCAUUGAGGAAAUCAACCGCAUUACAUCUGAAUACACCCUCAAAAACACUGAUAUAUUUGCUGUAGCUGUCUCACUCAUCACGGGGAAGAUCGUUUACAUCUCGGACCAAGCGGCGUCCAUCUUGAACUGCAAGCAGGAGGUGUUCAACAAUGCCAAGUUUGUGGAGUUCCUAACGCCGCAGGAUGUCAGCGUGUUCUACAGCUUCACCACGCCAUACCGGCUGCCCUCAUGGAGCAUGUGCACCGGAGCAGAGUCGUCUCCCACGGAGUGCAUGCAGGAGAAGUCCUUCUUCUGCCGCAUCAGUGGAGGUAAGGAGCGUGAAGGGGAUCUCCAGUACUAUCCUUUCCGUAUGACUCCUUACCUGAUGAAAGUCCAGGACACUGAGCUUUCAGAGGAGCAGUUCUGCUGCCUCCUGCUGGCUGAGAGGGUGCACUCUGGAUACGAAGCUCCCAGAAUCCCUCCCGACAAGCGAAUCUUCACCACCACACACACGCCUAACUGUGUGUUCCAGGACGUGGAUGAGAGGGCUGUUCCUCUGUUGGGUUACCUCCCUCAGGACCUGAUCGGGACCCCUGUACUUCUCAAUCUGCACCCAAGUGACCGACCCUUAAUGCUGGCUGUGCAUCGCAAGAUUCUGCAGUACGCCGGUCAGCCGUUCGACCACUCCGUCCGUUUCUGUGCAAGAAAUGGCGAGUACAUCACCAUAGACACGAGCUGGUCCAGCUUCGUCAGCCCCUGGAGCCGCAAGGUCUCCUUCGUCAUCGGCAGGCACAAAGUCCGGAUGGGUCCUGUGAACGAAGACGUUUUUGCAGCACCAGUUUUCCACGGAGGGAAGAUCAUAGACUCGGACAUCCAGGAAAUUAGUGAACUGAUCCACAGGCUGCUACUCCAACCGGUCCACAACAUUGGCUCCAGCGGUUACGGUAGCCACGGCAGCAACGGUUCCCACGAGCAACUUGUGAGCAUCAGCUCGUCCAGCGAGAGCAACAUGACGCCGGGCGGCACAGCAGAGGAGACGGAGAAGGCCAAACCUCCCAGGACGUUCCAGGAGAUUUGUAAAGGGGUCCACAUGCAGAAGAACCAGGACUUGCAGGUCUGCCUGCACGCCUCUUUGCCCACGCCGCUACCAUCCAAACCUGAGCACAAGAAGACUACUGAUACAGCAGCAGCUCAGAAGAGUCCAACGGUGCGUCUGAAGGACUCCGCGCCCCCUCUGCAGGUCAGAGACAGUACUGUGGAAGAAUUCACCUGCAAAGACCAGACUGUGUGCUCUUACCAGCAGAUCAGCUGCCUGGACAGUGUCAUCAGGUAUCUGGAGAGUUGUAACAUCCCCAUCACAGUGAAGAGGAAGUACCAGUUCUCCUCAAACACCACCUCCUCCAACUCUGAUGAUGGCAAGAAGGGCUCAGAGGACAGCAUGCAUGUGCCUCAGGAUACAAACUCAGAUCCUUUGAUGCUAGACGCCCAGCCAGGCCUGCCAAACAUGAAGGCACCUAAGAAGCCUCCGUCUGCAGCCGCUGCAGUGGUAGGAGGCCCCCUGGCGCCCCUCACUCUGCCCAGCAAGGCAGAGAGCGUGGUGUCCAUCACCUCACAGUGCAGCUACAGCAGCACCAUUGUCCACGUGGGAGACAAGAAGCCUCAGCCAGAGUCGGAGAUAAUCGAGGAUGUGGCUGAGAGCCCAGCGCCCCCAGCUCUGCCCGUCAGCAUGGUGUCUCCGCCGAGCCAGGAGAAGGAGGCCUACAAGAGGCUGGGACUGACCAAACAGGUGCUGGCAGCACACACCCAGAAAGAAGAGCAGGCCUUCCUCAACCGCUGCAGAGAGCUCCGCAACGCCAGGAGCUUCCACAAGGAUUGCUCCAAAUAUCUGCACAAGCAGAGGGGUGCAGCCCACACUGAAGAAUCAUCUGGACCACGAGGUGCUGUCAAACAGGGCGCCACCAGACCUGAGACGACGGCCAAGAAAGGCAACCGUAACAGGAAGUCCAAGAAGCCACGAAUGAAGAAUCCUGAUUCGUCAGACAGCGCCGUGUUGAACCGUAAACCCCGCCCCCCUCUCCAGGGUCUCAACCAGACGUCGUGGUCCCCAUCAGAAGCCUCACAGUCAGCAUUUAACGUCUCCUACCCCACCAUGGUGCCUGCGUACCCGCUCUACCCGCCAGCACCUGCUGCCCCAGCUCAGCCCGCAUGCCUUGACCCCUCCCUCUCCACAGGCUUCGGAGAGGGGCAGAACACACAAGCUCCACCUGCAGCCACUCCAUUCCCCACCCCUGUUGUAACACCUGUGGUGGCUCUGGUGCUGCCAAAUUACCUCUUCCCCCAAAUAGGACAGAUAGGGCAGAUGGGGCAGUUAGGGGCGACGACCAGUCCGGUGUAUUUUCUUGAGCAGACCCAGACACAACCUGCAUACCCAGCCCAGCAGCCCUUUCAGCCCCCGCAGCCAGCCUACACCAUGCAAACACAACCCCCCUUCACCAACCAACAGUCAUUCCCUGUGCAGACUGCCUUUACCCCCCAGCAGCCAUUCCAAGCCGCUCAGACUGCCUACACUACCCAGCAGCCUUUCCAGGCUUCUCAGACUGCCUACACUACCCAGCAGCCUUUCCAGGCCCCUCAGACUGCCUACACUUCCCAGCAGCCCUUUGCUGCCCAGCCUUCGUUCCCAGUGCAGCCUCAGUUUGUCGCACAAGCCCCUUAUCCAGCUCAGCCUUUCCCCUACAGCCUAGCCUCCGAGCCCCCAAAAGCCCCGGCCGUGGAGCCCCGAGAAGGGGCGGCAUCACGCUCUUCCACCCCGGCCUCCGGGAUGCAGGAGCCGGCAACGUCGCCGCCGCUGUUUGAGUCACGGUGCAGCUCGCCACUGCAGCUCAAUCUGCUGAGCAUGGAGGAGGGGCAGCGGUCAGUGGAGCGUCAGGACAGCACGGCGCCCUCCGCUGGAGGUCAGGGCAGCAUCACUGUGACAGCGUCGGGAGGAGUGGGGGCGGUAGGAGAGAAGAACGGAGGAAUGGCCAAGAUUGAAAACCACCAACAGGCGGAGUCUCCAGGAGAUGGGGCUCACAGUGACGGUAACUCCUCAUCCUGCGACCUGCUGGAUAUCCUUCUGCAGGAGCAGGAGGACUCCCACUCUGGCACUGGAUCAGCCACCUCUGGCUCUAUGGGCUCAGGAUCAGGCUCUGGAUCAGGUUCAGGUUCAGGAUCAGGUUCAGGCUGCAACGGCUCCGGUACCUCAGCGAGUGGAGCUUCUGGGAGCAGAACAGGGAGCAGCAACACCAGCAAAUACUUUGGCAGCAUUGACUCCCUGGAACAUGACUCCAGGGCGAAAGCCAAAGCCAAGACGAGGGCCAAAGGAGGCUCUGAAGGUGGCCAGUCGCAGGCCAAAGUCUCAACUCAAGGAGAGGGAGAGCAUUUCAUCAAAUACGUUCUCCAGGAGCCCCUCUGGCUGCUGAUGGCCAACGCUGACGACAAGGUCAUGAUGACAUAUCAGAUGCCCUCCAGGGACAUUCAGAAGGUUCUGCGGGAAGACAAGGAGAGGCUGCGGCAGAUGCAGAAGAGCCAGCCUCACUUCUCCUCAGACCAGCGACGAGAGCUGGUGGAGGAACACCCAUGGAUGAGGAGGGGGGGUCUACCUGCUGCUGUCAAUGUGAAGGAGUGUUUGUACUGCAAGGACGCAGCAGGGGCACCCAUGGAGGAGGACCUGCCCGACAUGGACAUGGGUGGGCUGGGCGACGAGCUGAGCCCAGAGGACCACAACACUCAGAGCCAAUCAGAGGACUCGCAUCCUCAACCAAAAUCGGGCUCCUGAACACACACACACACACACACCGCCAGCAGGGGGACACACUUGACUUGACCAGCCAUGGACCCUGAUGAUGCUCACACACACUCACAUGCACACACAUCGUGGAUGUGAGACAAACAGUUGUGUGCCUGACCAUCCUCACAAACCCACACAUAUGUCUACACACACACACACACACACACACAGCAAACAGAACUUAUGAAGAUGUGCGCUGUUCAUUUGUUCGUGUGUGUUGGACGUGGGACAGCUGUUGGAGUGCAGUUCUUAAUGCCCCCACACAGGGGCAGCAGUGCUUGAUGGGGGGCUUUG
This is a messenger RNA of Seriola dumerili (greater amberjack), 4949 nucleotides long. Its product is annotated as period circadian protein homolog 2-like. Gene Ontology annotation, biological process: circadian regulation of gene expression; entrainment of circadian clock by photoperiod; negative regulation of transcription by RNA polymerase II. The record is from RefSeq and is a predicted model, not a curated record. Bases 72 to 4643 code for a protein of 1523 amino acids. Gene Ontology annotation, molecular function: transcription cis-regulatory region binding; transcription corepressor binding. Gene Ontology annotation, cellular component: nucleus; cytoplasm. The transcript has 21 exons. Lineage: Eukaryota; Metazoa; Chordata; Actinopteri; Carangiformes; Carangidae.